Molecule: messenger RNA, 2815 nt
Organism: Corvus hawaiiensis (hawaiian crow)
Lineage: Eukaryota; Metazoa; Chordata; Aves; Passeriformes; Corvidae
Gene: POF1B
Product: POF1B actin binding protein
Exons: 14
Coding region: 24-1802 (592 amino acids)
Biological process (GO): actin filament organization; epithelial cell morphogenesis; bicellular tight junction assembly
Cellular component (GO): adherens junction; bicellular tight junction; actin filament
Molecular function (GO): actin filament binding
Source: RefSeq, a predicted model, not a curated record
CGCAGCGCCGCAGUCCCGCCGCGAUGUUCGGGGCGCAGCAGCAGCUGCAGCCACCCGCGCUGCCCCCGCACCUCCAGCAGCAGCAGCACCACUACUACCGGCGGCAGCAGCACUACAGCACCCUGCCCGCCCGCCGGCCCUGCCCCGAGCCGCCGCCCUGCCCCGAGCCCCCGCCGUGCCCGGAGCCGCCGCGGCCGCUGCCCUGCCUGGACCCCGCUCCGCACCAGCAGCAGGACGGCGCCGUGGCCUACGACCGGGUGCGCGCCUACGGGCCGGGCUGCCGCCGGGUCAGCACCUCCUGCUCCUCCCGGGCCGCCUCGCCGCUGGACAGCGGGCACGGCUGCGACUCGCCACAGGGCACCAUUCGCAGGAUCAUUAUCGAGAACCCGGAUCAGGAGCCAUUAUCCCCUUUUCUUAGAGGGGCAAACUUCUGUCCUGGAAAUAAUGUCAUCUAUGAAAAGACAAUAAGAAAAUAUGAGCUAUUAAAUCCCCUGCAAGAGAGGCAGUUCCAGGUGUGCCAGGCGGAGCAGUGCCCGCAGUGCCCGCCCGCCCUGCCGGUGCCGGUGACCCAGCAGUGCCAGCAGACACAGACGGGCAGCGCCUGCGAGCUGUGCCCGGGCAGCGACGAGAGCCGGGGACACGCCGUGAGGAGGAGCACGGCCCCCGAGCUGGUGAGCUGCCCCCAGGACAACCCCGAGCAGCUGGACUGUCGCUUCUUCGGGGAGCUGCUGGCCGAGCUGCACCGCAAGAGCACUGACCUGUACAGCUGUUUGCUGCAGCACGUGGAGAAGAUUGGCACAAGGAACCACGACAUCGAGUUAACAUGCCAGACUGAAGAUAUUGAGGAAUUAAUUCCCAAAGGACUGUCUGAGGCAACAAAGCAGCAGAUUCGUUAUCUCCUCCAGAUGAGAGUGACAUCGGACAAAUCCCUGAGACUUGUGCUUUCCACGUUCAAGAAUCUGCGUGAGGAGCUCUGCCAUUUGCAGGAUGACCUGGGGAAGCUGGAAACAGACAAUGUCUUGCUGAAGAAGGAUUUGGCUUUUAAGGAUUCUCAAGUAAAAGAAUAUGAAACAAUGUUGGCUUCUCUGAGGGAGAACAAUCGUCAGCAGCAGCAAGGGCUCAGGGACAGCACUGCCAAAUGCCGCUCCCUGGAGGAACAGCUCCUGUCCCUGCGGCUCAGUGAGGGGGACAAGGACUGCCAGCUGAAGGAGCUGGAGUACAGCAAGAGGGCCCUGGAGCAGGAGAUCCAGAGCCUCAAGCUGCAGAGCUGCUCCAGCCCAACCCUGCAGACCACGACGGACGAGCUCUCCAGCCGCUACGUGGAGAUGAUCAACAACCUGAGGGAGGACAAGGACAGGGAGAUCCGCAGCCUCAGGUCUCAGCUGUGCCAGUUCCAGCAGGACAUAACCAGGAGAGAGGGGAGCAACAGUGACUUGCAAAUGAGGCUGCACGAACUGACAUCGCUGCUGGAGGACAAAGAGGCUUUUAUUAAACAACAGCAAGAGGAGCUCUUCAGACUGAAGCACGAGAAAUUAUCCGGCAGUCAGUCCCCUGGGGUGACAGCCAUCAUCACUAAAAAGUAUAGGAAUCAGUAUCCUAUUCUGGGUCUCCUGUCUGAUGACUACAAGGUCACAUCACCUGUCAAUAAAUCACAAACGAUUGUAAUUGAGAGGACUGGAGAGAUCUGGAAACAUGUGAGUUUACCUGGAGAGGGACUGUUCCCUCUGCACUCCCUAAGCGUUCAAUUUAACUUCAAAGCAAGUAUUUCCCAAACUGAGAGCUCAGGGAUGCCCUCGUGGUAAUUUAACUCGCUGCAAAAAGCAAAGUGACUGACUGCAGCCAGGGAAGUGUCCUGGCUCUUGCGAGCAGGCAGUAAUUGGUGGGUGUGGUACAAAUAAAACCUUUUGUUGUUUUCUCUGGCACGUAAUUGCCCUGAACAAAAGCAGCAGCGUUGCCCUAACACCGGCCCCGGGGUGUUGCUGUACUGGGCAGGGAGGCAGGGACUGUGUCCUGCUGUGCUCUCAGGUGAGGAGGGAUUUGGGAGGGCUGUGCUCCCUCUGCAUUAGGAGCAUUAAUGACUCCAAGCUAUUACUAAAACAUACGAAGCAGCACAUCCCUGAAACUCACCUUGAGCUAUGGCAGUGACUAACCCAGGAAUGCAGAAGAGUGGUGACAUUUUAAGGAGUGAUUCAGAAUAAAAAUAGAAAACAGGGCUGCGGAAGCUAUUUCUGUUACAGGCAGUGGCUUGUGGUGCCAAGUUUGGCUACAAGGAAAAGGCUGGAGAAAUGGCAGGGUGGCCAGGCAGGGGUGGUGGUGGCUGCAGGCACAAGGUCACAGCAGCACCUGGACACAACCAAGGGGGGGACACAGCCAGGAGACAGUUUUGUGACAGCCUGAGCAGAUGCAGGUAGCACAUCUGGCCUGCUCCCCAAGGGGACCUUGCCUGCAGCAGGAUUAGGAAAGUAGAAAGUGCAGGUCACUGGCAAAGAGCAGAGUUUUAUUACUGAGCCCUAAAACUCACCCAGGUGCAUUGCAACCUAGUGAAAUGUCAAGCAAUUAAACAUCAAUAGAGAAAUUAAAAAGUGAAGUGUUUGGUACAGAGGAAAGGCUCACUGCUCCCCUUGGACCCUUCACAAGAGAAAACAAGUAGGUAAUUAAAUGAGAUGCUUUACAGGAGGUAGUUUUGUUUCAUAACAGAAACAGGUUUAUGUAUUUCUUCUAACAAGUUGCUUGUUUCUUUUAGGAAUGAAAGAAACCUCUGAGCUCCAAGGAGUUCACAACCACUGAAACUGCUUUACUUUCUGCUCUUCUGCAU